GCUCAGUUUGCGGGUCCCACUGUCAGCACAGCCAUCAUGCUGACGGGCACCUCAGUGGACCUGGAGAACCAGGAAAAUGUGCCGCCGGGGGCAAAAGAGGCUCCCAAGGUUGCGGGUGCUCCUGGACACCGACUGGCGCUGGGGCUUCUGCAAGCUAAUCAACGCCGCUCCACCCAGCCCCAGGCUCCCCAUAGUCAAAUACCUUGGAGUACAAAUGAUGAGAAUUAUCUUGGUGUCCUCAAUGGUAAAAUGGGAAACAAACAGCCAGCUUUUACUAUCCACUUGGAUGAGCCUGAUAACAGGAGACAAAAGAAACAUAUGUCCAGCAAAAAGAUGUCAUCCUGUGAAGAGACCAUAGGCUUGAAGGCAGUUGUUGCUUCAAUGGAAACCAGAAAACCUCUUACUCCUAUAGAUAAUCCAAUGGAUCUUAGUUCUGGGUCACUGAGUAUUAUGGAUAUGUCAAUAGAAGCAGAACAGAAAAUUAAUGUAAACCAUGUCCCAGAUUAUAUUGAGGAUAUCUAUAAGUAUCUUAGAGAAAUGGAGGUGAAAUGCAAACCCAAAGUGGGUUAUAUGAAGAAACAGCCUGAUAUUACAAAUAAUAUGCGGGCUAUUCUUGUGGACUGGCUAGUGGAAGUUGGUGAAGAAUACAAACUACAAAAUGAAACCUUGCAUUUGGCUGUAAAUUACAUCGAUAGGUUUCUCUCUUCAAUGUCAGUGCUACGAGGAAAACUUCAGCUUGUGGGAACUGCAGCUAUGCUGUUGGCAUCAAAGUUUGAAGAAAUCUACCCUCCAGAAGUAGCAGAAUUUGUUUAUAUCACAGAUGACACUUACACAAAGAAACAAGUUCUCAGAAUGGAGCACUUAGUCCUGAAAGUUCUGUCAUUUGAUCUGGCAGCUCCUACAAUAAAUCAAUUCCUUUCUCAAUACUUCUUACAUCAGCCAGCCUGCUCCCUAGUGGAAAACUUAGCAAUGUAUUUGAGUGAACUAAGUUUAAUUGAUGCAGACACGUAUCUGAAAUACUUGCCAUCAGUAAUAGCUGCAGCAGCAUUUCAUAUAGCAAACUAUGCAAUUUCUGGGAAAACUUGGACGGAUCCUCUUGCUGCAAUGACAGGAUAUACAAUUGAAACUAUUAAGCCUUGUCUCUUAGACCUCCACAAGACCUACUGCAGAGCAGCACAGCAUACACAACAGUCUAUCAGAGAGAAAUACAAGACUGUAAAAUACCAUGCGGUGUCGCUCAUUGACCCACCAGAGACGUUAGAUUUAUUAUAAUAUAAGUGAGAUUUCAAACCUAUAUAUUGUCCAUUGUAAAUGUACAGUUUUAAAUGUGUAGAUUUCAAUCAAUCUGGUAUAUUACCAUAGCUAAUUAUGAGGUUUUAUACUUUUAUAACGUUUUAAUGUAAACUUUUGUACAUGCAAUCUUGUUCUAUGUGCUUAGAUGGCGCCCCUUUAAAGCUGUGCUGAAAAAGACUUAAACCAUGCAGGUAUAACUGCUGAGUGGCACUGUUCAACCUUUUUAAAAUAGUUGACCAGUGUGAGGAUUUUCACUCUAAAAAUUGCAAAUCAAGAUAGUUCAAUGAAAUAUCUGCAUAUAAUAAAGUUACAACAGUAUAUUUCAAAUAGUCAGCAAGUGCUCAGUAGAUAAACUUGAGAAAACUGCUGUGACAUUUUUUGCUAACAACAAGAUCUCUAUUGUACUUGAAGGCUGUAUCAGCUAUUAAGGAUAGUGAUUUUUUUCUUUUUAAAUAUGCCACUUAAGUAGCUUUAGAAACACUGCAUUAAUAGCUUUUAUUCAAACCAGUGAGUCUGGACUGUAAAGGAAGAGCCUCCAAUAACAAGAAGGGUAAAAGUAGUUCCUACCAUUAAAAAAAAAUCUGAUUAAAUUAAAAACCUGCCUUCUGCUAACCUAGUUCAUGAAUCAGACUAACUUAAGGUGUUUGCAACUGAGCAAGCCAAUUUCCUGACCCUCAAAGGAAACAGCCAUGCAAUCAGUGGGAUGAUACAAAGUUCCUACUGCUAUAUGGCAAUUUUAACUAAGUUGCUGGAGGAGCACAUUGCUCUGUAUCCUGGCUUCAGGUGGUUAGGAUCCUUAGGUUGAGUACUUUUUCACUUCUACUCUUGGUAUAAUCUUGAAGUUCAAAAACAAGAUUGAAGCGGUGUGUAUGUUGGGCAAAUACCAGAUUUUAUAUGUUUCAAGAGUUAAAUUUUAUCGAUGGAAGACUUUUAUAUUCAUAUUUGAGAAAAAAUUAAUUCUUAUAAGCAACUAAUGCUUGAAAUGUGCUCCCAGUAAAUAAAUGCAUGGAAAGACCUAAGUGUAACCAUCUAGAAGCUGGCAAAUAAAAUCCUCUA
Messenger RNA from Protobothrops mucrosquamatus (brown spotted pit viper), 2349 nucleotides. It is a transcript of the gene CCNA2, whose product is annotated as cyclin A2. The transcript is spliced from 8 exons. Gene Ontology annotation, cellular component: cytoplasm; cyclin A2-CDK2 complex; nucleus. Gene Ontology annotation, biological process: mitotic cell cycle phase transition; regulation of cyclin-dependent protein serine/threonine kinase activity. The coding region runs from base 37 to 1272 and encodes 411 amino acids. Gene Ontology annotation, molecular function: cyclin-dependent protein serine/threonine kinase regulator activity. Lineage: Eukaryota; Metazoa; Chordata; Lepidosauria; Squamata; Viperidae. The record is from RefSeq and is a predicted model, not a curated record.